Molecule: messenger RNA, 1587 nt
Organism: Dujonia railenensis
Lineage: Eukaryota; Fungi; Ascomycota; Pichiomycetes; Serinales; Debaryomycetaceae
Source: the annotation of a GenBank genome assembly
AUGUCUAGUAGCGGGAGAAAUUUCACGAUUUCGUCGUUACUUGACUCUAAUGAAGACAAUAAUAGAAGAGCUGCGCAAAAUACCUCGAGCCAGCUAUCACCAAAGCAUUUAACAGUGGGCGGUGUAGAUAACGGUGCAACAAUUGUCGGUUCCAGAUCACCCACACCCGACAUAAGGGCGCAGUUCAUGGCUACAGCAGCACCAUCACAACCUUCGUUCCAACGUCCGAUCCUAGUACAAGAUGAAAACAUAACUAAAAGGAAAACAGUGAAAGGAGUGAAUGAGAUUAUUCUAGUGGAUGAUGGUCCACCGGCUCCAGGCUUGGGUCCACCAAAACGUAGAACCAUCAAGAAGAAGUCUCCUCCAGCUCAGUCGACUUUGAAAUCAGGUUCAAGUUUACCAAUGCUUGUACCCAAACCGAGCCAAUCUGCAUCUCCAACCCCGGGCCUUUCAUUCCACUCCAACCCGCUAACAUAUAAAGGCAGUGCAACCCCAUCUACCCCAGGACCCAAUGCAUCUGGAGUGAACGAUCAAAUCCGACUGUUCCAGACAAGCUUUAAACUAGCACCCACCCCGACACCUUCGAGUAAGACAUCUAUCAAUAGUAUAAUCAACGUGGACGAUGGGCCGGAAACCUUGAGCCCGGAAAAGCCGAUCUCUGGCACCAGCAACAAGAACGGUACUAAUAGUGCAGUGGCAGAAGGAACUGCAGCACCAGGUACUUCUGUAGAAGCUUCAGCUACACCUGCGCCAGUCAAGAAGAAGAGAGCACCCAGAAAAAAGAAGGAACAAACGGAUGGACCAGCUCAGAAGAAGAAGAAAACUGAAGAAGUUAAAAAGGAAGCAACACCUGCGAAUGGUUCAGAUAAGGGAGCAGUUCAGACUCCAGAACCAACAGCAUCUGCCUCAGGGACAGUAGAUUCCACAAGUACUUCCACUGCCGCUAACACGGUACCAGAACCUAAGGUAGAACCAAUAACUGCCACCCUAACAUCGGAGAAGAAUCCCAAGCAGGAACAAGUAAAUCUUCCACCAGCAUCCAUUAUAGAAUUGAAUGGUAAUACUGCCACUGCAGCUGCUGAAGUGAAAAAGGAGGAACCCCCAAUAAUAGCAUUAAACAUCCCGUUACUCGAUCCAAACAAUCCAAAACCAGGCCAGUCGCAAGUAGUAAUUAACGUUCUUAAGCUUACUGAAGACAAGUAUGGGUGGAAUGUGAUGCACCCGAAUGCAAAAUCGGCAAUAGAUUUAAUGGAUGAUAUGAUAGACGAUGAAGAGGACGCUGCAGACGAAGAAGAAGAGGAAGCGGUUGUAGAAAAGGAAAAUAUAGAAGGCACGAGUAGCAGUGGACCUAAAAAGAAAAAGGAAGAAGAAGAACUUACCGAGGAGCAACUCGUUAGGCAGCAUGAAGUGAAAAUGAAUAGAAAGGUUGGUAAAUAUGACUAUGAAGAUCCGUUCAUAGACGAUGAAGAAUUGCAAUGGGAAGAGGAGAUAACCUCAACAAAAGAAGGCUUCUUUGUUUACUGGGGUCCACUAGUUGAUGAUAGACUGAGUACAGGUAAAAAGGCAGGGAGUAAGACCAAAAAGUAA